Messenger RNA from Formica exsecta, 1929 nucleotides. RefSeq names its product 3'-5' ssDNA/RNA exonuclease TatD. The record is from RefSeq and is a predicted model, not a curated record. Gene Ontology annotation, cellular component: cytosol. Lineage: Eukaryota; Metazoa; Arthropoda; Insecta; Hymenoptera; Formicidae. The transcript has 2 exons. Gene Ontology annotation, molecular function: single-stranded DNA 3'-5' DNA exonuclease activity. Bases 423 to 1337 code for a protein of 304 amino acids.
ACAGACCCAUACUAUGUCUAUGGUUGCGCUGCUGUGGCCGUGUUCCAAUAUUCACUGCCAGUACUGAAAAUCUGUAGUGUAUGUGACGUAAACUAUAGAUUUUCAGUAUUGGCAGUUGGCAGUGAAUAUCGGAACACCUGUAUUAUACGUUGGUCGAGUGUUGACAAGACGAUAUUCAAUGGUUGUGUCUCCUGAACGCGCCCAUUUACAUAUACUCGAUUCUCUUUCGCUCUGUUUCGCACGGUUAUUUAAUGAUAUGAGUGUAUAUAACGGCUACUUUAACAAAAAUGAGCGAUGAGUAAUUCUCCAAGAAAAAGAAUUCACAUCAUCCAACGUGUGGAGUAUAUUAUAUUAUACGUACCGUAUAGCUCGUGUAUUUGAAGGUUGGAAUUGACUUUAUAGUCUCAUAGAAGUCUAAAGGAAUGGCUGAAGAGGAGAAAGCUGUUCCAUCAUCCAUGACUCAAUGCUAUGAAAAUUAUAUUAUAGUUGAUGUGGGUGCCAAUUUAACGAAUAAGAAGUAUAGUCGAGAUUUAGAUAGUGUAAUACAAAGAGCAAAGGAUGCCGGUGUACAAAAGAUUAUGGUGAUAGGUGCCAGCAUUCGUUCCAGCAAAGAAGCCUUGAGGCUAACUAGAAUAUAUCCCGGAACGCUUUACUCGACAGCUGGCAUACAUCCGCAUGAUGCCAAAUCUUGGGAGGACUCAGACACUUUGCAUGAACUGGAAAGCAUAGCCAAUAAUCUUGAAUGUGUUGCAAUCGGAGAAUGUGGCUUGGAUUACAGUCGGGACUUUUCAGCCCCGGAGGCUCAACGCGCUGUGUUUCAUAAACAAAUAGAAUUAGCCUGUACAUUAAAUAAGCCAUUAGUAAUACAUGAAAGAAGUGCACAAAAGGAUGUGUUAGAGGUUCUUAGUCAAUAUAAGAAUCGUUUACCGCCUGUUCUGAUUCACUCCUUCAUCGGCACUGCAGAGGAGGCGCACAUUUAUUUGGAUCAAGGCUUUUAUCUAGGUAUCACAGGUUACUUAUGCAAGGAUAAGUCUGACAGCGGGAUAAGACAAUUGCUAGAAGGUGGACAGGUGCCAUUAGAUAAAAUCUUAGUAGAAACCGACGCACCAUUUAUGUAUCCCAAUACCAGAGCCAGCAAACUACCCGCACAUGUGAAGGACGCUUUAACCGAACGGUCUAUGAUGUUCCUCCAUCGUUACUGCACCUUUCAACGUAACGAACCAUGUGCCUUGCCAGCGGUUGUAGAAAUGGUAGCGGCAUUUAUGCGAACCACGCCGGAGCAAGUUGCAUUGGCUACCGCAUUUAAUGCUUUAAAAUUAUUCGGUUUAAAUCAAUGAUAAUAUUCGGAUCUUAUUAAAUUAUGUAUAAAAUGGUGCUAAGAAAGCUGGUGCUAUAUGAGAGUUUUAUUACGAUUUUUAAUGUAUAAAGCUUCAAAUUUUUUUUUUUUAAAUCAUGAUUUAUUUCUUUGUUUUUUUUUCUCUUAAUCAGAGAAAUAGUAGCUAUAUUAAUACUUAAGAAAACUGAUUCAAUAAAUACCUGCUUGUAGAUUGAUGAAAAGUUGAUAAUAAAAUCUACUUAUAUAUAAUUGUAUAAGUUUAUAUAAACUAUGGAGGGGUAUGUAUGUUCUACAGAUAUUUUUUACAGAUAUUAUCCUACACAUAAUAUAUUAUUAAUUGUAUAUGUAUCAGAAUAUUUUAUUAUAUCGAGAUUUGUAACAUUCUCUCUCUGUUUUUUCUAAUUUUAUUGUAAAAUGCUAAUUGUUCAGCUAUACAUAUGAUAUACAAUGUAGUUAUAUACAAUAUAGUAUACAUAUGUACAUGUACAUAUGUAUCAUAGAUACAAAUCCAUAUAAUCUAGUAUUAUAUGUUUCAUUGUUAACGCAUUAUAAAUAUUUUCGUACAAAUAAAUUGUUAUAAAGAUUUUUUUUUU